AUGAGCAAGCGCUCAUUCGAGGAUUCCAGAGAUGGCCACCUGCCUGACGUGGAUCACAAUGACUCGUUACCAAUUCACGACUUACUCUCCCCCGGCGAGGAACAAGACUCUGGCGCGACCGGCACCACCAAGAAACCUCGGAACUUCAUUGCCACCGUGGCGUGUGAGACUUGUCGACUGAAGAAAACAAGAUGCGACGAGUCACGUCCCAAAUGUGGACUAUGCAAGUCCCUUGGUUUAGAAUGUGUUUACAAUGAGCGGAAAUCAUCCAAGCGUGACCAAUCACUCACAAUGAUUAUGAGCACCCUUCAUCGCCUAGAGACCAAGCUAGAAAACAUUCCGGCGUCAAUAUUAAGCGACCUUGAGCCUCUGCGAGGUCGAACACUGCCCACGUCGCAAAAUAUUCAGGACCUCGGUCGAUCGCCUGCGGUUCUCGAGAAUGACCAUCGAGUUGCCGCCAUGUCAGCUAGUUUCACAUUACCACCAGAAGAGGAUGAGUUUGACUGGGAUGGCAACGAGCCUGCCGCCGAUCAAGCUGGUCAGACGUCAAUUUCAUUCAGUCAGCAUGGUGUCAUCGUAUGGCCGGGGGCGCAGCGAAUGCUUCCUCGAAGGUUGUUGGCAAGUCAUGAAUCGCUGGGCAAGAACUAUGUUGUCGAGCUGGAAUCCACACGGCGACCGUUACCGAUAUUCACCACACCUUAUCCCGUACAUGCAGGGGACCAAUGGCUUCAAAACGUGCCCUUUGCCAUGGUCCGGGGUCUAUCCGAUGCUUUUUUUAGUGUCUUCAACCCAUUCACGCCCAUUAUGGAUAAAAACUUUUUCUUCUCCUUCACUAUUGGUGCUGCCCUUGAAACAGGGUUUGGGUACACGAUGGAAAGUUGUAUUGUGCUCAAUAUUAUGGCGCUGGGAUGCUUGGCUUUGCUUGCACAUCAAGAAGGAAACUACCCCCUACCUGGGACUCAAAGCCAUCGCUUUGAAGCACCUGAAUGGAUGAGUGUGAUUUUGGAAGAGCAGCCGGGAUUGCGCUUUUUUAACGAGGCUCGUCGGCGCAUUGGUUUCCUGCUGUGCGAUAACGACAUCCAAAGCUGCCAAUUCUACCUGCUAUCCUCUCACAAUGUCAACUUCAAUGAGUGGGAAGGCGAUAUGAAAUCUCGCGUGUACUGGAAUUGCCUUAUGAAUGAGACAAUUCUUGUCCAAGAACUUCAUCUCCCACCGAGUGGUCUCUCUCGAUUAGAGGACCAAGUUCCAAUUCCCAAAUUCAUUGACUUUAGCACAACUACCUAUGGAUCUAAUCGCUACCCUUUGUCGAACGUGGUCGACGAUUCCUUCUUUCAAUAUCAUUUUCUCGCCCAGGUCGCGCAUCGCAUCAUCCUCACGCGCAUUCGCCACUCUCUCUACUUCUACUCUGACUCGGGGACUAUUCCUUUGCCGGCCGUCAAUGCUGAGCUCCGCCACCAACUUGAUCAAUGGCGGACUAAUCUCCCAUCUGCUAUUCAAUUUGGAGAUCUAGCGCCCUCUUUUACCUACUCCACACCAGGAGAACAAAUGAUGCAUCAUCCAUCCCCCUCAACACCCGCCUCUCCUCACCCAUCCUCGAUAUCUUCGCCGCGGCCCAUAGACCCCAAUCGCCCAAUUUCUCCUGCUGUAGCAGUAACCGAUGCCAUGCUUCGCGGACGGUAUAUGAUCGCUCAGUUUCACAUCGGUCGCCCGUAUCUUUACAAAGCGCUACUUAUUCCCAACAAAUUAACAGAGGAUGAUAUCGAGCAGAUAAAGAGCGGGCUGUGCAAUGCUAUGGAUUGGCCUAUUACACAGGGAAUUUUUCGCAAGAUGAAAAGCUGCAUUCCUAUUAAAUUUGCGUUUUGUUCUCAGUGA
This is a messenger RNA of Penicillium angulare, 1872 nucleotides long. RefSeq lists its product as uncharacterized. The record is from RefSeq and is a predicted model, not a curated record. The transcript has 5 exons. Gene Ontology annotation, molecular function: DNA-binding transcription factor activity, RNA polymerase II-specific; zinc ion binding. NCBI's taxonomy places the organism in Eukaryota, Fungi, Ascomycota, Eurotiomycetes, Eurotiales, Aspergillaceae. The coding region runs from base 1 to 1872 and encodes 623 amino acids. Gene Ontology annotation, biological process: regulation of DNA-templated transcription.